GGGACCUUCCCUGGACGUUCUUCGCGAACCAAAGCUGUUAGCAGCGUUAGCUUAUUGUUCGGUGUGUGAGGUGAACCUCUGAGGCUCUGCAGCAACAAUGUCUUCAUCUCAGUCUCUGAGAGAGUUUAUCAGAGAGCGGCUAACUGCUGCUGCUGCAGAAAUAUUCUCCGAGUUUGAACAAACCAUCGUCCGCUACGAGGAAGAGAUCGAUCGUCAGCGCAGACUGCUGGAGAUCAGCUGGAAACCACAGAUCAACUUACACAGAAUAGAACUCCCGCUGCAUUAUGUCAGGAGAGAUGAGGAGGUUCUGACUGACCAGCAGCUCUGGAACCAGGAGAGGACCUCCAGUUUGGACCAGGAACAACCAGAACCUUUACAGGAGGAACCAGAACCUCCACAGAUGAAAGUGGAGCAGGAUGAGCCAGAACCUUUACAGAUUCUAGAACAAGAGGAGCUCAGCAUCAGUCAGGAUGAAGAGCAGUUUGUACUGAAGCAGGAGACGGCUACCUCCCUUGUGACUCCUGCUGAUGAGGAAAGAGACCACGAUGAACCAGAACCAGACAGACACCAGCUCCUUUAUUCACUGUUUCCUGAGGCUGAGAACAGAGCUGCUGCUCCUCCAGGGUCAACAGUCUGUCCAGAACUUCCACAGCAUCAUGUCUGGGAAAAGGAGGUUCUGACUGACCAGCAGCCCUCUAACCAGGAGAAAACCUCCAGUUUGGAUCAGAAGGAACCAGAACCUCCACUGAUCAAAGAGGAACAGCAGGAACUCUGUAUCCAUCAGCAUGAAGGGCAGUUCAUUCUGAAGCAGGAAAAUGUUACCUUCAUGGUGACUUCUCCUGAAGAAGCAGACUGCUGUGAACCAAACAGGAACCAACCCUUGAGUCAGAGUUCUACUGAAGCUGAGCACCAAGAUCAUCAUGGAUGCAGGAAUAAAAACUCAGAACCAAACAGCAAUGAAGAACUGAUACAAAAUAAAAGACAGCAGCAAACCAAAGAUCACAGAGACAGUGUAGACAGUCAGAAACUAAAGAAACCCAAGAGAGUUCACAGAGGUACGAGAUCAUUUAAAAUCUGUUCUUUACGUCAUCAAAUAAGAACUCACACAGGUGAGAAACCAUUUAGAUGUGGUACUUGUGGUAAAUGUUUCUCACGGAAUAGUUCCUUGAUUAAUCACAUUAGAACUCACACAGGUGAGAAACCAUUUAGAUGUGAAACUUGUUAUAAAUGUUUCUCACUGAAUAAUACCUUGACAACACACAUGAGAACUCACACAGGUGAGAAACCAUUUAAAUGUGGAACUUGUGGGAAAUGCUUCUCACUGAAUAGUACCUUGACUAAACACAUUAGAACUCACAAAGGCGAGAAACCAUAUCCGUGUAAAACUUGUGGUAAAUGUUUUACUCACAGUAGUCAUUUGACAAGACACAUGAGAACUCACACAGGUGAGAAACCAUAUAGAUGUGAAACUUGUUAUAAAUAUUUCUCACAGAGUGGUGACUUGACAACACACAUGAGAACACACACAGGUGAGAAACCAUUUAGAUGUGAAACUUGUUAUAAAUGUUUCUCACGGAAUAGUUCCUUGACAGAACACAUGAGAACUCACACAGGUGAGAAACCAUUUACAUGUGAAACCUGUGGUAAAUGUUUCUCACUGAAUACUGCCUUGACAGCACACAUGAGAACUCACACAGGUGAGAAACCAUUUAAAUGUGGAACUUGUGGGAAAUGUUUCUCACUGAAUAGUACCUUGACUAAACACAUUAGAACUCACACAGGUGAGAAACCAUAUCCGUGUAAAACCUGUGGUAAAAGUUUUACUGACAGUGGCCACUUGACAACACACAUGAGAACUCACACAGGUGAGAAACCAUAUAGAUGUGAAAUUUGUUAUAAAUAUUUCUCACAGAGGUUUGACUUGAUACCACACAUGAGAAUUCACACAGGUGAGAAACCAUUUAAAUGUGAAACCUGUGGGAAAUCUUUCUCUCAGAGUGGUAACUUGACUCAUCACAUGAAAACUCAACACAAGUGAGAUACCUUUUCUAGGUUUGAGCCAUAGAGCGAGAUUCAGCCAAACGUUUUAUUUAAAGGUAAACUAUGUAAGUAUUGAAUAACAGUGACAUCCUGUGGUCAGAUUUGGUUACUGCAGUUUCAGUUUAUGUGGGUUGCCAUGUAGUGAUAGGAAACUAAAGUUUGUAUAUUUUAACAACCAUGAAAUACUAUCUGUGUUUUCACGACCUUUAAAUAUAUAUAUAAAUGUGUGUAUGUGUGUCUGAUCAGGGUUUUUCCUCCGUUCAAAUUUGCGUGGCGGCCGCCUCCAGCUAAUUUUUUGCCGCCCCAGCCUGAUUUCACUCUGCCCCCAGCUAUAUGGAUGUUAUUUUAACUGCAGUUGCAGCAUUGCACCUCUACAGGGGCACUGUAUCAGCAGCGGUGCACUGAAAAGCGCUAAAACCGCUGCAGAAAAAGGAGUUCAAAAAUGGCUUUUCUCGCUAGUUGCUACAUAUCUAUGGUUGGUGCUAUUGACGUCCUGAUUUCCCCCAGGCUCUUCCCUAUCACAGCAGAGCUGUACAGUGCGACAAAAAACUGUCUGUGCGUGUCUGUCUAUUUUUAGACGUAGCACUGGUACAACAUCUUUGAAUUACUAUUUUCCCCAGAACUUUAUUGAACAAAAGUAAGUUACGUGUAAGAAAAAUGCUUUUUACUGGCACACAGUGUGGUAAUCUGGAUGCUGUGGAGGAAAAUAAAGGAACGAGCAAAGGUACAAAGGCAGAACCGGUCCAAAGUUUGGGAUCAAAAGUGCAGCUACACGCAGAUUGGCUAAUGCUAAAGUUAAUGGAUAGCAGUCUCACGAUCAAGUGGCGCACAGAAAAAUAUAGGAUAAUCGUAAAACUAAGACUAAUUUCAUGCUGUCGUUCUUUUCUUUAAAACACAGAAACAGUUUCGUUACCUGUUUUCCCGCGCUACGUUUUGUCUUUGGCUGCAGACUUCCUCAGGCUGACGUUGAUGGUGUCGUCUAUUCCUUCUCCGUUUAUUAGGGCUGGGGGUAAACAAUUAUUUUUAAAACGAUUAUUCUGACGAUUAUUUUAUCGAAUAGUCGACUAUUCUAAUGACUAUUUAGAAAAUUAAUCUAUUGAUUAUUUUUCUAUUGCACAAUUAACAAAAACCAGAAAAUCUCAAAUAAAUUCCUCAAAAAAAUGGAUAAAUUCUUACUGUAAGAGAAUAAACACUACAGGCCUUCCAUUUUGUAUGACACUGCUUUUAUUGUGUUGCGGUUGGUUAUGUUCUGGUGACGUGUAGAACUUGGGAGAGCAGGCUGCUGCCUGAGAGGUGGUAGAAGAUGGAGUGUCUCCAUGCUGCUUUGUUUUGGUCACUUAUGUGCGUGAGGCGAGUGGUCUUACGGGUUAAACCAAACUCAGGUGAUAUUUUACACUAAACCAAAAACCCACAACACUCUAAAUGUAAUAAAAGGGAGAUCUGCACCACAAAAAAGAUGAACUCUAAACCAAAACGUAACAGCUUAUCCCAACGCAAGAAGCUGUUAGCGAAGAUGCUAACAGUAGCUUUACCAACAUUAAGUUCAAGUUACCAAGUUUAAAUAAACCAAAAACACCCAGCAGCAAACAGACCAGCACGGAGGAGAGACUGCUACCACCAAAACAGCUCUCCUCAUGUCUGAAAGAAGCUCCUUAAUGAAGGGAGAAGCGCUCCCGGUGAUUUUCUACAUCUGCGAUAGACACGAAGCAGCGCAUCUGACCCCGGAAGUUGUUGCCCGUUGCCGGGAGACGAAGGGGCAAAACAGGAAAAUAAUCUAGUAGUGGACGGACGUUGUUCCGGGUCUUCGGUAUUUGGCGGAGAUGUUAGUGAAGGCGGAGAAGAGGGCGAACUAGAGGAAAAACAGGCAGAUUCCUCCUCUAUUUACAAACUCCUGGGGAUGCAACAAGUGGGCGCGGUGCGUCGACUUCCGGAUCUGACGUCGACAAAUUUUUAGAAUCGAGUCAUCGACUUCGUCGAGGCUUCGCUACAGCCCUACCGUUUAUCCGCGGGCAGCAGAGGACGUUGUCGCCCUCUGCUGCCCGCUCUCCCCUCUCCGACGAUGCAGUCCCAUUCACGGUCCAUCGUGUAAACUCCAUCGUCCCUGUUCAUGAUCCCACAUCCACGUCUCCUUAUCUCGAUUGCUUUUUUAAUCCAUCUUUUGUAUUUUUGUUGUUCGGUGUUUAUUAUCCUUGUGUUGUCCCAAAGUUUGCAAUAAAACAUACAUAGGAGAAACCGGACGCCAACUCAACACAUGAACAAUAGAACAUAGAAAGGAGUGCGAGAAAGAGGCAAAUCGAAAACACAAGAGCAGCAAAAGAAGAAGCAAAAAGUACAAUAAAGAAGUCAGCUGUAACAGAUCACUGCAUAAGAGAAAACCAUAUAAUGGACUGGGACAACACACGGAUCAUAAACACCGAACAACAAAAAUGCAAACGAUGGAUUAAAGAAGCAAUCAAGAUAAGGAGACGUGGAUGUGGGACCAUGAACAGGGACGAUGGAGUUUACACAUUGGACCACGCAUGGGACUGCAUCGUCGGAGAGGGGAGAGCGGGCAGCAGAAAGCAACAUCCUCUGCUGCUUGCGGAUAAACGGAGAAGGAAGUGACUCCAUCAGCGUCAGCCUGAGGAAGUCUGCAGCCGCAGACGAAACGUAGCGCGGGAAAACAGGUAACGAAACUUUCUGUGUUUAAAAAAAACCCCGACAGCAUGGAAUUAGAACCACAACACAGCAAGAACACACCUAAGAUAAGAAAGACUAAACUCUACAAGCGGAUGAAAAGUCCCCACAAUCCUGCAUUAUUCUGCAUCCUGCAGCGCUAUGGAUCAGAACCGCUGCAGAUACGAGUCACAUUACUGCUGCAAGACUGCUGCAAGUCUGCUCCACACAAGGAGCAGGAAGUACGGCAAGCCUUGGUAGUAUAUAAUUCACAAACGCGUCUAUCUUUGAACAUAAUUUAAACUGGAUUAUUGCCAACCCCUACAUAAUAGACAUGUCACCGUUACAUUGUUAGCAGCAGAAAUUAAAUGUUAUUACCAUUUCCAAUACAAAUGCAUGUUAAUGAAAUGCAUUAUAUUUUACUGGAUAUAUUUAUGUGUUAUUUUGACUAAGAUGAUUGUUAUUAAUACAAACCUAAAAUGUUACUGAAAUAUAGGUCAAAUAUUAAAAAAUAUUUUUAAGUACAAAUAUCAGAUGGAAAAAGGGAACUAAACACCAAUCUAAUGCAUAUUAUUGAGCCUUUUAUAAUAAGAGUCUGUUAUUUCAGCCUGAUAAUUUUGUUGUUUUAUUUCAUAUUUUUUAGCAGCAAACCAGUUUUGUUUCACUUGAAACAUCAAAUGGAAUAUUCUAUUAAUCAACAGAAGCUUAGACUAGAACACGUAACAAAAAAUAUUUUGCCUUUACAAAAGUGAGGCAGUUGAAUGCACAGAGUAUGCAUGGUCAGGAUGGUGCCACCUGAGCCUCAAUUUGAGCCAGGAAAAACCCUUGUGUGUUUGUGUGAACAAGAUGUUUAAAUAAAAUGUUAGAAUAACCUGUGCAUAAAUCAAUGAAUGAAUAUUGUUCUUACAAUGACCCAUUUAUUUCACAAAUCAGUAUGUGUUUGAUUUAACAAGUGAAUCAUUGUUUACACUCAUACACAUUACAUUACUCAUUAAGGUUAUUAUUCUCCUCAGAUAAGAGUUAUAAAGAUUCUCAUUCACAAAGUGUUAAAACAUCUUUGUAUCUGAAGAAGGCAUGGCUUUCUGAGGGAUGUUGGUAAAGACUCAAACGUGUCAAAUUCUGAUUUGCCAAACUUGACCAAAACUCAUAACAUUGUGGUUUACUAAAACAAGAAUUCCCGAUAAUUUCAGUUUCUAGCUGACUCUCGAACCGGCCAAUUCAGGAACAAGCAGUUUCGAGACAUCUCUUUUGACAUACAGUCAAAAGCCUCUUUGCGCACUACAAGCUGACACAGCCAAACGGCUCUUUUAAGAGCCAAACAUCCACCUUGGACGCUGACAAGCAUUCCAGCUUCCUGUUGUGACCUGGAGACAUCUCAAGACCGGACGGGUCAUAUCGGAGCUAAUCUACAGGCUUCGGAUACCUUGGGGUCAAGGUCUACCCAACUUCUGACAGUCUGGAUCUGCUGGGGGUCUCCACAAGGGUAUUGUAGACAUGACAACUUGCAUCUGAUGACCUUUAUAAAUAAACAACACAUUUUUUUGCAA
Messenger RNA from Nothobranchius furzeri (turquoise killifish), 6242 nucleotides. Its product is annotated as zinc finger protein 883-like. Gene Ontology annotation, molecular function: RNA polymerase II cis-regulatory region sequence-specific DNA binding; DNA-binding transcription factor activity, RNA polymerase II-specific. Lineage: Eukaryota; Metazoa; Chordata; Actinopteri; Cyprinodontiformes; Nothobranchiidae. The record is from RefSeq and is a predicted model, not a curated record. Gene Ontology annotation, biological process: regulation of transcription by RNA polymerase II. Gene Ontology annotation, cellular component: nucleus.